Lotus japonicus is the source of this 3274-nucleotide messenger RNA. RefSeq names its product receptor-like protein 9DC3. The record is from RefSeq and is a predicted model, not a curated record. Bases 101 to 3112 code for a protein of 1003 amino acids. The transcript has 2 exons. NCBI's taxonomy places the organism in Eukaryota, Viridiplantae, Streptophyta, Magnoliopsida, Fabales, Fabaceae. Gene Ontology annotation, molecular function: protein binding.
UCUUUCUGUUUUCAAUUUGGUUAUAAAUAUUUAUCAGUAUGGCUCCUUACCAUUCAUUCCAUGCUCAAUACUAAAUCACAAACACUUGUCAGACAUACUCAUGGGGCAUCUCUCAUUGCUAUUUGGAAUCAUUCUGUGUUUGCUUUUUGAAUUUCCAUCCUUUUCUUUCUCUUCUUCACAUUCCUCAUGUCUUCCCGACCAAAGCUCUGCCUUGCUUCAAUUUAAGGCUUCCUUCACCAUUGGUGCUUCUUUUGCACCUUUACUCUUUGAUGUGCGAGAGACUUAUGCUUAUCUAGAUAAGACAGCAACAUGGGAAAAUGGAACAGAUUGCUGCUCAUGGCUUGGUGUCACGUGUGACCGCGUCUCUGGUCACGUGAUUGGCCUCGACCUCAGCUGUGCAGGGCUUGAAGGUAAAAUCCAUCCCAAUAGUACCCUUUUCCAUCUUACUCAUCUUCAGACACUCAACCUUGCUUUCAAUGAUUUCUACUUUUCGCCUUUAUCAUCCCAGUUUGGUAGUCUUGUGAGUCUCACACACCUCAACUUGAGUGCUUCUCACUUGGAAGGUGAAAUUCCUUCCCAAAUAUCACACCUUUCCAAAUUAGCCUUACUGGAUCUCUCUAGCAGUCAUGGAUUAAAGUGGAAAGAAACCACUUGGAGGAGGCUGGUGAAAAAUGCAACAUCUUUGAGGGAACUUGUUAUGGAUGGAACAAAUAUGUCUUCAAUUAGGCUACUCAAUAUGUCUUCCUCUUUGGUUACUCUUAGUCUUUCAGCAACUGGAUUAAGGGUAAACUUGGCAAGUGACAUUUUUUGUUUACCAAAUCUUCAACACCUAUACUUUUCCCGUAAUCCAGUCUUUCAAGGCCAACUUCCAAAAUUGAGUUGUAGCAGCUCUUCUCUCAGUGUCUUGGAUCUUUCAGCAUGUGAACUCCAAGGUUCGAUCCCUCCCUCUUUAUCUAACCUCUCACACCUUACAUCCUUGACUCUCUCUCACAACAACAUCAAUGGUUCAAUUCCAUCCUCACUUUUAACCCUUCCAUCUCUAACUUCUUUGGAUCUCAGUUCGAAUGAUCUUAGUGGCCAAAUCCCAGAUGUUUUUCCUAAGUCAAACAGAUUUCAAGAAUUACAAUUGAGGGAAAACAAAAUAGGAGGGGUGUUGCCACUAUCACUGUCAAACCUUCACCAUCUCAUUCUCUUGGACCUUUCAUUCAACAAAUUUAGCGGUCAAAUCCCAAAUGUGUUUGGUGGGCUAACCAAAUUGAAAACACUCUACCUUGGAUAUAAUAAUUUCAGAGGACAAAUCCCAUCUUCAUUGUUUGACUUGACUCAACUUUCUUACUUGGACUGUUCUUCUAAUAAACUAGAAGGUCCUCUGCCCAAGAAGAUAACAGGGCUUUCAAACCUAACUGUGUUAAACUUGAAUUACAACUUGCUAAAUGAGACAAUUCCUUCAUGGUGUCUAUCUUUGCCAUCUUUGGAAAGAUUAGGUCUGAAAAAGAAUCAGUUCGCGGGACAUAUAAGUGCAAUCUCAUCAUAUUCAUUAAAGUAUCUAUAUUUGUCCUACAACAAGCUACACGGAAACAUUCCAGAUUCAAUUUUCAACCUUAUGAAUCUAAGAGGCUUAGGUCUAUCAUCAAACAACUUGAGUGGGCACCUCAAUUUCCAACUUUUCUCCAAGCUUCAACACCUAUACUAUCUUUCCCUUUCGGAGAACAGUCAAUUAUCACUCAACUUCAAAUCUGAAGUCAAUUAUAGUUUCUCUAACCUAGAAGUAUUGGAGUUAUCUUCUGUCAGUUUACUUGAAACACAUUCAUUAAAUUUCUUGAGCUACUCUCAAAACUUGUUGACAUCUCUACGUUACCUUGAUCUAAGUUUCAACCAACUAGAAGGUGACAUCUCUACGUCAAUUUGCAAUGCAAGUAUACUUGAGGUUCUCAAAUUAUCUCAUAACAAGUUCACAGGCAGCAUCCCACAGUGCCUUGGACAAUUACCAUACCUUGAAGUUUUAGAUCUGAAAAUGAACAAACUUCAUGGCACUUUGCCGAGUAACUUUUCAAAGGAAAAUGAGCUUAGGUCUCUAAAUUUCAAUGGAAACCAAUUGGAAGGUCCUCUGCCUGAAUCUUUGUCACACUGCACAGAACUGGAGUUUUUGGAUCUUGGAAACAACCAAAUAGAGGAUACAUUUCCCCAUUGGCUUCAAUCUCUGCCAAAUUUGGAAGUACUAGUUUUGCGAGACAAUAAGUUUCACGGUCUCAUUGUUGGUACAAAAACCAAGCAUCCAUUUCCAAGUUUAAUGAUUUUUGACAUCUCAUGCAAUAACUUGAGUGGACCAAUACCAAAAGCCUAUGUCGAGAAUUUUAAAGCCAUGAAGAACAACAUUCGUGAUGAAGAAGAUGGUAGUGUAGAAUACAUGAAAACAUUAUUAAAUAAUGUAUCUGCAUACUUUUCUGAUACUGUGACAGUAACACUAAAAGAGAACACCAUCACUUUCAUGAAAAUUCCAACCAUCUUUGCACAUGUUGAUUUAUCAAAAAACAUGUUCGAUGGAGAGAUUCCAGAUGUUAUUGGACAGCUUCAUGCACUCAAAGGGCUCAACCUUUCUUAUAACAGGCUCAUUGGUCCUAUACCCCGAUCCAUGGGAAACUUGAAAAACUUGGAAUCACUGGAUCUCUCCUCAAAUGUGCUUACUGGUGGGAUUCCUACAGAACUAACCAAUAUGAACUCUCUUGAGGUUCUGAAUCUUGCAUACAAUCAUCUAGUUGGAGAGAUACCUCUAGGAAAGCAGUUCAAUACAUUUUUAAAUGUUUCCUAUGAGGGGAACUUGGGGUUAUGUGGAUUUCCAUUGUCAAAAAAAUGCCACGUGAGCCCAGAACAACAUUCUCCACCUUCACCAAUCUUGUUGAAGGAAGAGAAGUUCGGAUUUGGUUGGAAACCAGUGGCCAUAGGAUAUGGAUGUGGAAUGGUAUUUGGAAUUGGCUUGGGAUGUUCUGCAUUCUCACUUGGAAAGCCUCAAUGGCUUGUGAGGAUGUUCGGUGGUCAGCCAAAUAAGAAGCUGAAAAGGAGGACAAAGAGGAGGACUCAUGGAACAUUGAAUCAAUUGGUGCAGAUGUCAUAACCUUGUAGCAACUAUUUUCUCUUUUACUUUUAUCUAAUAUUCUCAAAAAAAUAAAGGAGCUUUAGAGUUUUUGUCACUCUUUUUUAUGUAAUUUGACUUUGGGUUGUGAGUUUGUAAUAUGAAUGUAAUUUCUAUAAAAUAUAGUAAGAUUACUUUCAUGCA